AUGGAUGACAGAACUUGGUGGGCUAAAGAUUGGCAUGAAGUUGGUCCUCGCGUCCAGGAAUGGGCUCGGUGGUCCGACUCUAUCGGUUUAAAGGAGAACAAUCGCAAGACUCAGGUUUGUGCGCGGCGCUCUUUUGACAAUGACCCUUGCCCGCCUGAGUGGAAGGUUUCUGAAGUCAAAGCCCUUGGGGUCUCUACCACGUCCAAAGUUCGUAAAUAUACGAUUGGUGAGCAGGAGAGAUUGGACAAGGCUGAGAAGGCUGCUUCGCUGUUGGUUGGUGCGUCUCUGCCUUGGACUAGGGCUGUGGAAGCUUUUAGUGCGCCCUUGGACGUGGCGUUGUUACAGCGGUGUCGAGGUGCAACUUUUUCGGUCUUCUGA
Molecule: messenger RNA, 378 nt
Organism: Durusdinium trenchii
Lineage: Eukaryota; Dinophyceae; Suessiales; Symbiodiniaceae
Source: the annotation of a GenBank genome assembly